Lineus longissimus is the source of this 2607-nucleotide messenger RNA. RefSeq lists its product as uncharacterized. NCBI's taxonomy places the organism in Eukaryota, Metazoa, Nemertea, Pilidiophora, Heteronemertea, Lineidae. The coding region runs from base 1 to 2607 and encodes 868 amino acids. The transcript has 2 exons. The record is from RefSeq and is a predicted model, not a curated record.
AUGGCCGUUCAGGGAAUACUUCCCCUUAAGUUCACCCCCGCCUCUCACGACAUGGGAGUGCUCGCCACUUCAUGGAGAGAAUACAAGGACGAACUAGAUCUAUAUUUCCUUGCUAGUGGGCAAGGAACAGCAGCACAGAAACAGAAGGUGUCCCUCUUGCUGUAUCAAAUGGGGAAGCAGUACAUUAAAGUGUUUCAAAAUGAACUGGUGUUCGAAGCAGACGCUGACAAGGACAAGUACGACAAGGUCUGCUCAGCGUUUGAUAAGUACUUUGAACCAAAGAAACUGGUUAAAAGCCACAUUACCAAGUUUCAAAAGCGGAUGCAGGCCAGCAAUGAGACAAUUUCAGAUUAUAUCACUGACCUGCGUCGCCUAGCGAAAUUGUGUGAAUUCGGUGACAAAGAGGACCGAAUGAUGUCUGUUCAGAUUUCUAACGGUGUCAAAGACGAAGUAUUAAGGAAGAAGCUGUGGGACGAGGAUCUGACGUUGCAGCAAACGAUUGAAAAGUGCCAGACAUUGGAACUACGUGCUGAAAGUGCAGGGUUGUUUAAAAAGCAUAACAACACUGCUGGUGAUAAGGAAGUGAACGCAGCCUAUCGUGGGCGUGGUGGUAGUCGAUCUAGAUCACGGGGUCGCGGGUACACAAACUAUCCCCUUGGAGGUGCCACUGUGAGUCAACAUCAUGGACGUGGACGCUCAACCCCAAGAGUAGCUCAGCAACGCGGGUAUGGUCGUGGACGUCGCAGCCACAGCCAAAAUCAGUAUCAUGGGUCAUGCCAAAAGUGUGGUCAUCAACAUGCCCCUAGACAGUGUCCAGCCUAUGAUCAACAGUGUAGACAUUGCCACAUGUAUGGUCAUUUCGAGAGAAAGUGCUUGAAAAAGAACGUGUGUUUCAUCGAUGGUGAAUGUGACUAUGAUGAAGAACAGUCAUGGUCAUAUGAUUAUGAGCCCACUGAGGAGAUGGACUCCCUCCACAUAUACUCUAUCAAGACUAGAUCAACUACUAGAGACAGUGCAGGUGAUACUUGGACUGUACUGCUGCAUACUCCCUAUGAAAAUGGACGUGGUGCCAUUAGAAUGAAAAUAGAUACACAGGCUCAUUGCAACACCAUGUCCAAAACCUCUUUUGACAGAAUGCAACAGCAUGGUCACCUGCAGCUCAAGUCCACAGCAUCUACCAUCACUGCCUUUGGUAACACUACUGUAGUGCCUGUUGGCAAAACAACAUUUGAUGUCAUCAUGAAGGGUGAAACACACUCAAUUGAGUGUGAGGUUGUACCUGGCAAUGUGCCAAAUCUUCUUGGUGCAAAGGAUAGUGAAAGGUUAGGCCUAGUGAAGCGUGUAUUCCAUGUCAGAGACCAGCCAUUGUUUGAUGACAAAUUCCUGAAGCGCAUUUCAAAUGUUGAGAAAGUACCAGAACCUAUCUUGAAGGUACUUAGGGACUUUCCAGACAGGUUUCCUGAUGAAAGGGUUGGCAAGCUACCUGGUGAGUUUCAUCUGUCCAUUGAUCCAGAGUACAAAGAUGGUCCAGUGUCAUAUGGUAGUAGACCUAUACCAGCAGCUCUGAGAGAUAUGACCAAGAAACAAAUAGAUUUCCUAGAGAGUAAUGACAUUAUUUCCAAGGUACCACCCGGUGUCCCAACACCCUGGUGUAGUCAACUGCAUGUAGUGCAUAAGAAGGAUGGCAAGUCAGUACGCGUGUGUAUAGAUCCAAAGUUCUUGAAUAAGGCUUUCCUCAGAGAGACCCAUCCUAUUAGAACACUUGAAAAUGUACUCACUCAGGUUCAGGGUAGCAAGUACUUUUCAGUACUUGAUGCUAAUCAAGGUUUCUUCCAGCUACAGUUGGACUAUGAGAGUCAACUGCUUACUUGCUUCUCUACCCCUUGGGGGCGCUACAUGUACAAACGUCUUCCUAUGGGUGUCAAGUCUGCUCCAGAGAUAUACAAGCGGGCUAUAGAAGAAAUGUUCGCUGGGAUGGAAAACUUCGCCAAUAUCUUCGAUGAUAUUUUGUUGCACACAGGUGACAUUGAGCACCAUUGUAGAGUACUGAGGAAAACACUAGAGACAGCACGUGAAAGCGACUUGACGUUCAGGUUGAGUAAGUGCAUGUUCGCGCAGCCAGAGGUAGAUUACACUGGUCAUGUUUUGACUGAUGAAGGUGUGACUGUGUCGCCAGAGAAGGUUCGAGCCAUUGUUGAACUUCCUGAGCCUACUUGUAAAGAAGAAGUGCGUACAUUGUUAGGAAUGGCCACAUACUUGUCCAAGUAUAUUCCUAACUUCUCUGAUGUGACAAGUGACUUGAGAGAGGUUGUCAAAAAGAGACAAGAUGGCAAAGGGUCUGAAGAGCCAUUUCACUUUGAUGAGCCACAGCGACAAGCUUUUAAGAAGCUCAAAGCGGCUUUGAUACAAGCCCCGGUCAUGAGUUACUACUCCAAGACUGAGCCGAUAGUGGUUUCUUGCGAUGCCUCGUUGGGGGGCCUCGGUGCGGUCUUGACGCAACAUGACCACCCUAUAGCAUAUGCAUCUAAAACCCUGACUCAGACUGAACGAGCAUAUGCACAGAUUGAAAAAGAGCUUCUGGCCAUAGUUUUUGCUUUUUCAAACUGA